CUUGAUCUCCCACUCCAAUCGCCUAGCAUCAGUAGCACUCCUCACUUUCUGCUCGAACUCGCGCUUCUGCCGUUCCAGCUUCUCGCCUGCUCCUCGUCCCAGCCGGUCCCUGCCCCUGUCCGUUCUCGUGCGACUGAAUAGGAACAGGUUUAAACGAUGCGCUGCGUCGCUUCGCGUGCUGAUGCUCCCAUUACCGCUGCCGGAGGCGGCGCCCAAGUGCGUCCUCGAACCUCCUCCUCGGGUCGGGGCGAACAGAUCUUGCAGCGGCGCUGCUCCGCCCGCGGACGAUUUGCCGCGCACGGUCCGCACGGCCAGCCGGUCUUGCCAGAGCGCAGCCUCUGCAUCCGCCGCCGCUGCCGCACUCGUCUCUCCCGCCGUCGAAGGAGAAGAAGUAGCGCCCAACAAAGCGCGCAAACUGGAAGCCGACGCAGAUGCUGUUCCUGUAGCCCGCACGCCACCACCGUUCCCAGCAUUGCUGGAAAAGGCGUGAGUGUCACACUCCCACCACCACCUGCGCCGCCAGAUUGCCGGCUGUGGGUAACAUGCGAGAGGAGAUGCUGUGGUUGUACGCAUGAGGAGGUGCUUUUCGCUGUCGAUGCUACUGCUGAUGACGCUGAUGACAUUGCCGGACUUGAGUCGGUGGUGAUGCGCGCGCGAGUCUCGUGCAUAAGCGUGAAGCGGCAGACUGGGGUGAUUGCCGACCUCUUCCAAAAACGAGUGGCCAGCCGAAGACGAUGAGCAGAGGUCUGAACACCCUGGUUUCCAUCCACAGCUGCAGGUGUUGUCCAGAUGCGCAGAGGCUUCGUAAGAUAUGGUGAGAACGGUGUAAUGAGUCUCACUCUGCCCGCCAUGCGGUCUGAGCGGGAAUGUGGCGGGCCUGACGGCGUGAAAAUGCAUCGUGUCAAUACAUGGCAACCGGUCAAUGGCUGCUUCUUGGCCAGCAGAAAACAAGUAAUUGCUUAGAGCGGCACAAUUGUUCAUGUGCGUUGAGCCCCAUCGAUCGCGCGAUCCGCGCUUGAUAGAUGCUUGCUCCGUUCGAGAGCAUGCGCAUAGGGUGUGAACACG
Molecule: messenger RNA, 1065 nt
Organism: Tilletiaria anomala UBC 951
Lineage: Eukaryota; Fungi; Basidiomycota; Exobasidiomycetes; Georgefischeriales; Tilletiariaceae
Exons: 3
Coding region: 157-738 (193 amino acids)
Source: RefSeq, a predicted model, not a curated record